UCACCAAUCACCAAGCAUCCUUUCUUUCUCCCUCGCUAAAAAUCUGCGGUGCUUGGAGAGAGAGAGAGACACUUCAUAUAUAUCAACCAUCUAUCCAUCCAACCUUUUCGUUCCACCUUCACAAUCUAAUUUGGUAGAACGGAUUCCCAGAAUCGUCACAAACUUAGUGAGUGAGGGCGGUUUCCGGCAACUAGGAGACCGCUCCACCACCAUAAGUUUGCUCGCCUUUUAUGUAACCCCGGCCUGAAUUCUGGUUUCCAAGGUUUACGCCGAGAAGAGGCAAAACUGAUACCAAAAAAGAAGAUGUCGGGAAACGGGGAUGAUGAGUUGUCUCCAUCUCUUUUGCCAUGCGAAUGGGUUCGUGGCAAAAUGAUCGGAUCAGGCUCAUUCGGGGUUGUUCAUUUGGCCAUCAACAAAUCCAGCGGCUCACUUUUCGUGGUGAAGUCAUCCGAAUCUCAAGAGGGGGAUCAGUCUCUUGAGAACGAAGCUAGCGUUCUCAAGAGCCUGGAUUCCCCUCACAUUGUACAAUGCCUUGGAAAAGACGUUUCCUUCGGCGAAAACGGUCACACAAAAACAAAUCUUUUCAUUGAGUACAUGGCAGCCGGAAGUCUCGGUGAUGUCGCCGAGAAACUCGGUGGAAAAUUAGACGAGGGAGUCAUCCGUGUCUACACCCGGGAAAUCCUCAAAGGAUUGAAGUAUCUCCACGAUAGUGGAAUCGUCCACGGUGAUGUUAAAUGCCAAAAUGUGCUUUUGGGUCCGUGUGGGACCGUAAAGUUAGCUGAUUUCGGUUGUGCCCGACGGCUACUGUCGGGCACAGGCACCACUGGAGCCAUCAAUCGGAAGUUCCUCUGUGGAACUCCGUUGUGGAUGGCUCCAGAAGUUCUUAGGAACGAAGGGCUAGAUUUCUCAGCAGAUAUCUGGUCUUUAGGGUGCACCGUUAUUGAAAUGGCAACGGGGCGGACCCCAUGGGGUGAACUCGGGGUGUCGAAUCAAAUGGCGGCAAUUUUGAAGAUUGCUUCGAGCAACGAAUUGCCUUCAUUUCCUCGGGAUUUUUCGAAAUCCGGUUUGGAUUUUCUCAACAAGUGUUUGGUGAGGAAGGCAGAAAGGAGAUCUACCGUUGAUGAGCUUCUAAAUCAUCCAUUCAUCAAGGGCGAAAUGGUAAUUAAAAAACAUGAAAUGUAUUCGCCGUUGAGUGUUUUGGAUAUGGGUGAUGACGGUUAUGGUUCGGAUGAGUCUGAGGAGAUGAAAGUUAUGAGUAAAAUACCAUUUUCAGUUCGCCGUUAUGAGAAGAGAAAGUCGACACAAAGGCAAUGUACAGAAAAUGAGAUGGUGUCACAGGAAAAUUGGGUCACAGUUAGGACCUAAAAAGAAAGAAUGUUUUAAAAAGAGUUGAUGGAUGAACGAAUGAAUGUAUGAUUGUAUAGGAUUUUAGGGAUGAUGUUUUUGUUUGAAAAAGAAAAUGUACAGCCAAAAAAUAGUUUUUACUAAAACCAGCCCCAAAGUGUUGAAUUAGUUUUAUUUGUUUAAAAUAAAAUAAAAUAAAAAUAUUGAAUAUGAA
Lactuca sativa (garden lettuce) is the source of this 1558-nucleotide messenger RNA. NCBI's taxonomy places the organism in Eukaryota, Viridiplantae, Streptophyta, Magnoliopsida, Asterales, Asteraceae. The record is from RefSeq and is a predicted model, not a curated record.